This is a messenger RNA of Nerophis ophidion (straightnose pipefish), 2199 nucleotides long. RefSeq names its product zinc finger protein 668 (gene znf668). Gene Ontology annotation, molecular function: RNA polymerase II transcription regulatory region sequence-specific DNA binding; DNA-binding transcription factor activity, RNA polymerase II-specific. The record is from RefSeq and is a predicted model, not a curated record. Lineage: Eukaryota; Metazoa; Chordata; Actinopteri; Syngnathiformes; Syngnathidae. Gene Ontology annotation, biological process: regulation of transcription by RNA polymerase II. Gene Ontology annotation, cellular component: nucleus. The transcript has 2 exons. The coding region runs from base 249 to 2198 and encodes 649 amino acids.
AUGUUAGCCUAGUCAACUUGCGCGAAUGAUGCCAGCUGAUGCAGGCGGUCCUAAAGCCAGCCAUUUUGUGUCGCUCCGAAAUAAAUUAGCAUGGAAGCUAACAGUUGACUAUACGCAAUUUAUCCUCAGGAUUUAUUGACGCCGUGACAUCCAUACAUCGUCACUGACACGUGCGGCUUGUUAUCUUUUUACGCACUCAAAAAUAUUUAAUUCCCGCCGACUUCCCCUGCCGUCUAAUCGAUGUAAGGAUGGCUUCUCCACAGCCCGCCAACCGGCCCCUUGCAGAGCAGGACACUCCUCCAGGGCAAGAGGAGGAGAGUCAACAAAAGGAGGACGUGGCCAAGAAUCCGCCUGUGAAAAAGCGAGGCAGGGGCCGUCCCCCGAAAUCCAAACUGUCAUUCAAGUGCCCGUCUUGCUCCAAGGCCUUUCGGAGUGUGUCCGCGCUGCGCGGCCACAAGCUCUCGGCACACGUGACGGAGCACACGUGUGCUCAGUGUGCUAAAACGUUCCCCAGCAAGGCGCAAUUAUCCAAACACGAGAGCACCCACUCGGCCCCGCGGCCCUUCCAGUGCCCCGACUGUCACAAGGCGUACAAGACGCCCACUGAACUGCGCAACCACAGCCGCUCUCACACCGGAGAGAAACCCUUUGUCUGCACCGAGUGCGGCAAGGCCUUCAUGCAGGCGAUCUGCCUGAGGAUCCACAUGACGCAGCACAGCGGCGAGCGCCCUUACUCUUGUCGCCAAUGCUCUAAGAGCUACCCCACCUUGUCCAAGCUCAAGGUGCACAUGCGCUCCCACACGGGAGAGAAGCCGUACUUUUGCGGUGACUGCGGCAAGAGCUUCGCUGACCCGUCCGUGUUCCGGAAGCACAGGAGAAACCACCAGGGCCAUCGUCCGUACGCCUGCAAGGAAUGCGGCAAAACCUACACGGAAGUGAAGGACUUGAAGAACCACGAGCGCUCCCACACUGGGGAGAAACCCUUCCUGUGCUCCGAUUGCGGCAAGGCCUUCUCGCGCUCGUCCUCGCUGGUCUGCCACCAGCGCAUCCACUCCCAAAACAAACCGUACCACUGCGAGCAGUGCGGUAAAGGCUUCACUCAGCUAUCUUCCUACCAGUCUCAUCUGCGCACCCACUCCGGAGAGAAGCCUUUCCUGUGUCCGCAAUGCGGCAAGAUGUUCUCCGACCCGUCCAGUUUCCGCCGGCACCAGCGAGCCCACCUGGGAUUCAAACCCUAUCCCUGCGACAAAUGCGCUAAAAGAUUCCGACAACCGGCUGACUUGGCUGUGCACGAGCGCGUCCACUCCGGAGAGCGGCCUUACAAAUGUCAGAGCUGCGACAAGGCCUUCGUGGCGUCUUGGGAUCUGCGGCGUCACAUGCUGGUCCACACGGGACUCCGUCCCUUUUCUUGCACUGAGUGCGACAAGUCUUUCACAGAGCGCUCCAGCCUCAACAAGCACCGCCGUGUGCACUCGGGAGAGCGUCCGUUUAAAUGCGGGGAGUGUUUGAAAUCGUUUGUGGUGUCAUCCAGCCUGCGUAAACAUGAGAGGACUCACGCGGCGGAGCAGCAGAGACAAGAACCAGAGGAGCCAGCAGGCUUCAGCAGCCACACCACCCUGCCUCAGUUCUCCUGCACGCACUGCGACGCCACUUUUGGCACAUGGGAUGAAGUCCAAGAGCACGAGAAUCUCCACGCCAUGGAUGCGGGGAAGACGGCGGGCCUGCAUACAUGUGCGACCUGCCAGGCGGAGUUCACGCAACCGGCGGAGCUGCAGGAGCACGAAAGGCAGCACCCGAAACCGAGGCCUCACGUUUGUCCCAGCUGCGGCAAAGGCUUCCUCAACCGGGCCGGCCUGCGCAAACAUCAGAAGAUUCACUCCAGCAGCAAACCUCACAGCUGCUCCCACUGCGGGAAGGCCUUCCUGUUCCCCGCCUACCUGCGCAAGCACUUACGGACUCACCUGGCCACCUCGCACACUGACUUAAACAUCAUCCAUACUGAGCCGCUGCCUGCACCCGCACCGCCCCCUAGUGAACCUCCCCGUACACAUGUGCCGCCCCCUAGUGAGCCUCCACCUAGUGAGCCACCACCCAGCACUGUGGAGGCCAGCAGCAUCUCCCUGACAGUCCCCGUCCCCGUGUCCACCGCCACUUUUCAGACUCUACCCGAUUACUUAAUAAAAGAAGAAGGACUUUAAA